UCGUUCUCAUUGUCGCUAGCUUGAUUAAAGCAAACGCCAUUGUAACAGGCUGCAUCGACUGCUCUCCUCUGAGUCGAGUUUAACAACAAUAACAGAGGAAACGGGGAGCUAAUCACUCGAGAGUAAAGACAUACUGGUGAAUAAAGACACCUCAAAGAGAAAAAUCUACGUUUCUUCUCCGAACUGCUGUUCCGCUAGCUAGCUAACGGUAUUACGAGAAAUUGGGUGUCAUAGAAAAAAAGAAGUGGAUAUGGAUAAAAUCCUGUGUCACGGUGUAUGUAAUUUUAUGUCCCUAUAUCGAUAUAUAUUUGGAUGUUAUUAACUUUCUGGAAAACCAAUUGAGAUUUUGUUAAAAGGGUUAAUGGAAAAAAUUAUCAGACUGGAAUGUCUUUGGCAAAUCCAGCAAAUUAGAUACCUGAAAAAACAAGGUACUUUAUCACAAUGAUGCAAAACGCAUGUAAAAAUUCAAUAUUACCAUAAAUCAGCCCUGGUAAUUGAUUUUGCAACAUGGCUCAAAAUGGACUAAUACAACCAGAGAUAUUAAAGGGAGAGCUAACACAGUAUAAAUGAUCUAGCAAAGUCAUCUCACAGUAUACAUCAUCGUAUUGCUCACCCAUAAAAAGAAAAUACAAUUUUCUGUUUUUGUAUUUACUUGGUUGGGUCGUACAGUGCCUUCAGUUGCUUCAGAAAUGUGUGUUACAUCAUCUAGCAAGGCUAAACCUGCUGGUGGUUAAGACGAAAUGGGGCGGAUCUUCUUGGAUCACAUUGGUGGGACUCGCCUCUUCUCCUGUGCCAACUGUGACACGAUCCUGACUAACCGGGCUGAACUCAUCUCCACACGCUUCACUGGAGCCACCGGCCGAGCUUUCCUGUUUAACAAGAUAUGUGACUGCUGCCCUCCAGGUUGUGAAUCUGCAGCACAGCGAGGUGCAAGACAGAGUCAUGCUGACGGGAAGACACAUGGUGCGGGACGUCAGCUGCAAGAACUGCAACAGCAAGCUAGGUUGGAUGUACGAGUUCGCAACGGAGGAAAGCCAGCGCUACAAGGAGGGCCGUGUCAUCCUGGAGAGGGCGCUGGUGAGGGAGAGCGAAGGCUUCGAGCACCUUCCCUCUGACAACUCCUGAGUUCACUUCUGUUGCCGUUACGAUGCUCAACCCGUGCAUACUACAGCUUUUCCUCCAGCAGCAGUGCAUGGACUUGCAUGGACAGUGUGCCAUUUGUGAGUAGACCUACACCAAAAUAAUAUCACAGGAUGGGUCUUUGUGGGAAGUUUAAACAAGAAGUGGUGGACAUUUUCCCAUAACUUUAAACAUCUAAGAAUUUCUUCUAUGAUGGGUAAUAAUACCAUUGCUUCUCUACCCAUUUAAAAUCGCCAGCAGUUUCAAUAUGUGCCCAGCAGGCUGUGAUGUCCGUAAAAAUGUGUUGGUGUGGUGGGAUUUUGGCUGCUGUCAGAGGGAGAGAGGAUUCACUCCUGCUGCCCAACAAGAAGCUCAGACAGAUAAACAGAUUGUUACGUAGAGGUUCGAAUAGUCAUUAACGGCAUUGGUGAAUUCUGACCAGUUAAGACUGUUGAUUCUGAUUUAGUGAAAUUAAAUCUGUUUGCAUAAAGAGUUAGUCACUAAGCAGUAUGCUGCAAUACGUUCCUGUCCUGAUAAGUGUUCAGUGUGACACUAUGCCAGAAAUCCUUUAUUUCAAAUAAGUAUUAAGUUACUUUUCUUUAAUGUUAGAUGCACCGAAGUAUUCCCUAGAAUAAAAGAGCAUUAUCAAAGUAAAAAAUCCUGUAAUAUUAAUGUUUAUCAUCUUGAUCAUUUUCUUGAUGUUAUUAUCACUGAACCAGGUAUCAGUUUUGACCUGUUUUGAUAUAUGAUGAUAAAGGUGAUCAGAACAUGUUUCACAGUGAUGGGAAAAAAGGCAACUUUUGUCUUUCGCAUUUCAAUACACUGUUGCUGCAAAAGUUCAUUUUUAGCCAUUUAAUUUAACAGAUUCACAGUGAUUUCUUCUCAAUUACUCAAAUAUUGAAAUUGACUGGUGGCAAUUGGAAAAUUAUUUGAACGAAACAAAUUAUUUGAACAUGUUGAUUUGUUUUCUGUCAAAAAUAAAUACAUUCAAAGAGUA
Siniperca chuatsi (mandarin fish) is the source of this 2116-nucleotide messenger RNA. Its product is annotated as protein yippee-like 5. The record is from RefSeq and is a predicted model, not a curated record. Bases 741 to 1115 code for a protein of 124 amino acids. The transcript has 3 exons. NCBI's taxonomy places the organism in Eukaryota, Metazoa, Chordata, Actinopteri, Centrarchiformes, Sinipercidae.